Rhipicephalus sanguineus (brown dog tick) is the source of this 2831-nucleotide messenger RNA. RefSeq names its product serine-rich adhesin for platelets. Bases 46 to 2694 code for a protein of 882 amino acids. NCBI's taxonomy places the organism in Eukaryota, Metazoa, Arthropoda, Arachnida, Ixodida, Ixodidae. The transcript has 12 exons. The record is from RefSeq and is a predicted model, not a curated record.
GCCGACAGAUCCUCUCUUAUCUGCUUCGAGGAUGAACAACCUCAGAUGAGAACGUUGAAGGCGCUCUUCGGAAUGCUCACGUGUGUUUUCGAGGGCGCUCCUGCAAACGUGAGAUCACGACUGGCACUCUCGCUGGCAUGUCCGCUGAUCCAACUGCUAAGACAAGCUCUGGGCCAGUUCACCCAGGUGAUCACGUGGCCCAUCUUCGCCGAACAGGUCCGCGACUCGGUCGAACAGCUGACCACUCUGCUGCUUCACUUGGCUAGCUGCGAGGACGAUAUGACUACCAUACCAAGCAGCAGUGGAACCAGUAUCGCUACGAUGUUACCAAGUUUACCGUCAUCGUCCAACUCCGCUACCUCAACUACGAUUCCAUCCACAAACGUUUCGUAUACUACUCUAACUUCAACCAGGACAUCCGGGAACACCGAAAUAAUGACGCCAGUUUCCCCUGAGGCAAGCACAACGAGCUCCAGUGCUACGACGCUAGCGAGCAACAGCACAGACAUAACAAAUUCUUCAUCUUCUCGAUUAACUAGCUAUUCAUCGAGCCAAAGUUCAGACACUCCUACGCUGAGUACUGAGCCAAGUAGAACAGCUUCACCUACGCAGUCAGUGAAUUCCGAAACCACGACAACAUCCGCGACAAACGAUUCAAGUCGCCAGGAGAGCUUGUUGACUACAAAUGAAAGAACGACCGUAACGGACUCGGGGUCUGUUAAUUCUACUACGUCCCAAGAGGCCAACGUCAGCUUUAGUAACAGUACCACAACUGCUCCUACGAGAACAUCGUCCUCUUCAUUUGAACCAGACCAAGGUACGGCUUCACAAAGCUUCGGAACUUGGAAUGCGAGUAUCACGAACGCGAACGCGCAAUCCAGCGUGGCUUCAACCUCUGGUAACGGCGCUUUCUCAACCACGAGUGACGUUACCACGAACACACCUGCUACGGUGUCCAUCGAUGGAACCACAAGCGCAGAUCCUUCCUCAGAGGUCUCAAAUUUGACUACAGAAUCUUUUAAUUCGACGAUGACGGGAAGCUCCUCGGUAACUUUGUCAGAUACUACAUCGGUAUCACUAAUAACGUCAUCACAAACGUCCUUAUACGUAACGACAUCAUCAGUGACGCCAUCAUCAUCGUUGUCUGCAUCCGGUCAAACUUCAACGCUCGGUCCAAGCUCCGCCCCCGCAGAAGACGACGAACCGGGUACGCCAGCUAACGUCACUGCGUCCACAAUUACAGCGUCCAAUCAAACAGCAAGUGGCGUUUCUGUGACGUCUACGACCCAGACGCAAGACGGGACGAUUACCACAAUAAACGCAACCUCGUCGCGUAGUCCUUCGUCUGUUACAUAUCAAACCAUAUCUACCUCACUGUCAAGCACUGAACCUUCGUUUACAAUGACGAACUCCUCAACGAUUGGAGUCAGUGAUGAGCCAUCGAACGUGACUACCUCGGAAAAUUUCCCGACGCCGAGCACCAUGACGAGAAGUGUCAGUGUUUCAGACGUCAGCUUUACAUCUGAUGGAACUGCUACACGGAAUGGAACGUCUGUCACGCAAACCAGUACAACGAGCGUUUCGGCUUGCGGAACGACAGUUUGUCAACAAGACGUAACAACAGGAAAGACGGGUGAAACAACAGAGUCCCAAAAUAGCAGCAAGCCAACGAGGAUGACUACAGUUUCCACGACGACAAACAAGCCCGCUGGUUCCACAGUUAGCGCAGCUUCCGACAGCUCUAUGGUUACGUCACCGACUCAGGGUCAAAGCACGAGUCUCCCAACAACGAAGAGUAAUUCUUCAAGCACUGACGUCACAUCCGGUGGUCCAAGCUCCGGGCUGUCAUCGACCACUUCCUCGAACGCGUUUAGUUCCGAAACUUUCAGUACUGCUACCGGGGAAAACUCGUUCACGAACUUGACUACUGUUAUGACAUCUGCUCGCAGCACGACCAUGACGUCGUUCACGACCCCGUCAUCCGUAACUGCGAUUGCGAAUGUUUCCACGACUGCCUCGGCGACGCAAGGUGGAAACGGAACACCGGAGGUGACGUCUAUCUCAACGACUGCGACAUCUGUCGACCCUACGACGGGAUCACCGGCAUCAUGUGUCAACGUUACCCUGCCAAAUCUCUUCGGCCUCGACACGUGCCUCGGACCCACUCUUGACUCUUGCACAACUGACAACGAUGCCUACGAGACCGCUGGAAACGUGGUGAGGUGUACCAUUCGAGUGCUCAGCACGUCCAUGAGCCUGCAGUGCGUACUUGCCGCAGUUAAAGAUCUCAUCAUCGCGGCGUUCACGAGGUUCAGUACAGAUGAUGACGACAGCCUUUCGAGCGUUCUCAGUUCCUUCACAUGCAACAGUAUGGCACUGGACGGGCUGUCCUGCAGCGGAAACUUGAGGUUGGCACUACCAAGAAGGUUUGCGCAGUGCGCGAACGGAAGCAACGAGGUCUGCAGGGGCCAGGAACCCGUUCAGGAAUCCCUGGUGUCUUCCUUGUUGAACCAAGUUAAGUGCAUCCUUUUCACUAUAUUGGGUGACGCCCCUUCGAGCGUGCUCUCGGGAAUUCUCUGCGAGGUGUCGUCAAUCCUGGCCGAGAAGGUCCGCCAACUGCCCUACUACGGAUUCCUGCGCAGAUUGCUCAAGCCGGUCCUGAAACUUCUCAGGAGAAUCGUUGGAUGUGAGUGAAUCAAAAUCCGCAUGGAAUCGACGAGUAUUUGUUCUCCAUAAAUUGUUUUCAUGAGUGAAGACGGCCCCCUGCACAACCAAAAAAAAAAAAAAACUUUUUCUUGUGCCUCCACCUCAUGCAGCAACAUUAAACGUUA